AUGACACGACGGGAUUAUGUCAUCCCAGUAAUUUCCGGCAUCUCGGCGCUAGGCCAGAUGCGGACGACCGUCAAUCCAGGGCUAGAGUCUAUCACGUGCAAUCAGUCCAUUGUUACCGGGCCGAGCAUUGUUCCCGAACGGUCCCUCAACCAAAUCAAAUUCAACCGCGAUGGCGAUCUCAUCUUCUCCGUGGCAAAGGAUAAAAUUGUGUGUGCUUGGUGGUCGGCUAACGGCGAGCGACUCGGUACCUACAACGGACAUCAGGGUGCCAUCUGGACGGUCGACGUGAGUCCCAACACCGUUCUCCUGGCGACUGGCUCGGCAGACAACACCGUGCGACUAUGGAACGUGAAGACCGGCGAGUGCGUGAAGGUGUGGGACUUCCCCACGGCCGUGAAGCGCGUUGAAUUCACCCCCGACGGAACCAGACUGCUGGCUGUGACGGAAAAGCGUAUGGGUUUCCUGGGCACUAUCGCCGUGCUCGAUAUCAACUACGGAGACGGUCAGGGCGGCAACCUGGAGGUUCAGGCCGAGGAGCCCAGCCUCAAAAUCACCUGCACGGAGAGCAAGGCCACUGUUGCGGGCUGGAGUUAUCUGGGCCAGUACAUCAUCGCCGGCCACGAGGACGGCAGCGUCAGCCAGUAUGAUGCUAAGACCGGUGAGCAGCUGGAGAAUGUCCAGGCUCACGAGUUCGACCACCAGAUCAACGACAUCCAAUUCUCCGAAGACCGCACCUACUUCAUCACCGCCUCGAAAGACAAAUCUGCCAAACUCAUCUCCACCCGUAACCUCGCCAUCCUCAAGACUUACGUUGCCGACACGCCCCUGAACAGCGCCACCAUUACUGCCAAGAAGGAGUACGUGAUCCUGGGAGGUGGUCAGGCCGCCAUGGAUGUCACGACUACCUCUGCUCGCCAGGGUAAAUUCGAAGCUCGUUUCUACCACAAGGUCUUCGAGGACGAGAUCGGCCGUGUCCGUGGCCAUUUCGGUCCCCUGAACACCGUUCACGCUCACCCCAACGGUACCGCCUACGCCUCCGGCGGAGAGGACGGUUACGUCCGUGUCCAUCACUUCGACAAGGGGUACUUUGAUUUCAUGUACGAAGUCGAGCGGGAGCAGCUGAGACGGUAA
Messenger RNA from Aspergillus affinis, 1131 nucleotides. It is a transcript of the gene tif34, whose product is annotated as translation initiation factor eIF3 subunit i. Gene Ontology annotation, cellular component: eukaryotic translation initiation factor 3 complex, eIF3m; cytoplasm. Bases 1 to 1131 code for a protein of 376 amino acids. NCBI's taxonomy places the organism in Eukaryota, Fungi, Ascomycota, Eurotiomycetes, Eurotiales, Aspergillaceae. Gene Ontology annotation, biological process: cytoplasmic translational initiation. The record is from RefSeq and is a predicted model, not a curated record. The transcript is spliced from 4 exons. Gene Ontology annotation, molecular function: protein binding; RNA binding; translation initiation factor activity.